UGCAUAUUUACUGUUACACGCUGAUAACCUGGUAACCCUAUAAUUUGACGCCAUUUUGCGUUGUGAAUGUGUUGAAAAUUACAAGUUUUAGGCGCAACGUUUGUGUUUAGUAAAAUAACUCCAGGUUUUUUAUAUUAUAAUGGGCGAGGAUAAAGAUCGCCGACGCAGAUCGCGUUCCAGGGAACGUCGUCGUUCGCGUUCUAGAUCAAAAGAACGCCGUGAAAAGAGGAGGAGUAAAUCCAGAUCCCCGUCAAAACGAUCCCGCCGACGUAAGCCUUCUCUGUACUGGGAUGUGCCGCCGCCGGGCUUCGAACACAUCACUCCCCUGCAAUACAAAGCCAUGCAAGCGGCGGGACAAAUUCCGGCUAACAUAGUCGCUGACACGCCGCAAGCCGCCGUACCGGUCGUGGGUUCGACUAUAACGCGACAAGCACGUAGAUUGUACGUGGGCAACAUACCAUUCGGCGUGACCGAGGAGGAAACCAUGGAGUUCUUCAACCAACAGAUGCAUCUGUCAGGCCUGGCCCAAGCGGCCGGGAACCCUGUGCUGGCGUGCCAGAUUAAUUUGGAUAAAAACUUUGCAUUCCUAGAGUUUAGGUCGAUUGACGAAACCACACAAGCUAUGGCAUUCGAUGGCAUCAAUUUCAAGGGACAGAGCUUGAAAAUUCGACGGCCGCACGAUUACCAACCCAUGCCUGGGACAGAAAACCCAUCAAUUAAUGUCCCUGCUGGUGUUAUCAGUACUGUAGUUCCAGAUUCACCACAUAAAAUCUUUAUUGGUGGCCUACCUAACUAUCUCAAUGAGGACCAAGUAAAGGAACUUCUGAUGUCGUUUGGCCAGCUGCGUGCCUUCAACUUGGUGAAGGAUUCCUCCACAGGCCUGAGCAAAGGAUAUGCCUUUGCUGAAUAUGUUGAUAUAUCCAUGACUGAUCAGGCUAUUGCGGGUCUUAACGGCAUGCAGCUGGGAGACAAGAAGCUUAUUGUGCAGCGAGCAAGUAUUGGAGCUAAGAACUCUACUUUGGCGAUGACGGGCGCGGCGCCGGUGACGCUGCAGGUGGCGGGGCUGACGCUGGCGGGCGCGGGCCCGGCCACCGAGGUGCUGUGUCUGCUCAACAUGGUGACGCCCGACGAGCUGCGCGACGAGGAGGAGUAUGAGGACAUCCUGGAGGAUAUCAAAGAGGAGUGCAAUAAAUAUGGUUGUGUGCGCAGUAUAGAAAUUCCACGCCCCAUUGAGGGUGUAGAAGUGCCUGGUUGUGGAAAGGUCUUCGUAGAAUUCAACAGUAUCGCCGAUUGUCAGAAGGCCCAACAGACUCUCACGGGGAGGAAGUUCAGCAACCGAGUGGUGGUCACUUCGUACUUCGACCCGGACAAAUACCAUCGCAGAGAGUUCUAAUCUACCCGCAUUGUAUAUACUGUCAUACAAUGAACUUGCUACAGCGUCCGGGCCACCCUGACAAAUACAAUUGCAGUGAAUUUUAAUAUCUACCCCCUUACAAUCAAAAUAAUUUUAAAUAUUACAUACCCAUUUAUUACACAAGAUUUUGAAAUCGAAAAUAUGACAUUAUUUGUGAUUGAAUUACACAUGUCUGUAUUAACAGAAUAACACAAUAAAGAUAAUGUAUUUAUC
Bicyclus anynana (squinting bush brown) is the source of this 1627-nucleotide messenger RNA. RefSeq names its product splicing factor U2AF 50 kDa subunit (gene U2af50). Gene Ontology annotation, cellular component: nuclear speck; U2AF complex; commitment complex. Gene Ontology annotation, biological process: mRNA processing. Gene Ontology annotation, molecular function: pre-mRNA 3'-splice site binding; poly-pyrimidine tract binding. The transcript is spliced from 8 exons. The record is from RefSeq and is a predicted model, not a curated record. The coding region runs from base 140 to 1393 and encodes 417 amino acids. NCBI's taxonomy places the organism in Eukaryota, Metazoa, Arthropoda, Insecta, Lepidoptera, Nymphalidae.